AUGGGAUGUACUCUUAGCGCAGAGGAGAGGGCGGCUCUGGACCGGAGCAAAGCCAUCGAAAAAAACCUCAAGGAAGACGGUCUCACCGCGGCCAAAGAUGUUAAACUGCUGCUGCUCGGGGCUGGAGAGUCAGGCAAAAGCACCAUCGUCAAACAGAUGAAGAUCAUCCAUGAGGACGGUUUCUCUGGUGACGACGUAAAGCAGUACAAGCCUGUUGUUUACAGCAACACCAUCCAAUCUCUGGCGGCCAUUGUCCGUGCCAUGGAUACACUCGGCCUUGAGUAUGGAGACAAAGAUCGCAAGGCGGAUGCUAAAAUGGUGUGUGAUGUCGUCAGUCGUAUGGAAGACACAGAGCCUUACUCCGCCGAACUGCUCUCCGCAAUGAUGCGUCUGUGGUCCGACUCUGGCAUCCAGGAGUGCUUCAGCCGCGCCCGAGAGUACCAGCUCAACGAUUCAGCACAAUACUACCUAGACAGCCUAGAUAGGAUUGGUGCAGCAGACUACCAGCCAACAGAGCAAGACAUCCUGAGGACCCGAGUGAAGACUACGGGCAUUGUCGAGACACACUUUACCUUCAAAAACCUUCAUUUCAGGCUGUUUGACGUGGGAGGUCAGAGGUCGGAGAGGAAGAAGUGGAUCCACUGUUUUGAGGAUGUCACAGCCAUCAUUUUCUGUGUGGCGCUCAGCGGAUAUGACCAGGUGCUGCAUGAGGACGAGACCACGAACCGCAUGCAUGAGUCUCUGAAGCUCUUUGAUUCCAUCUGUAACAACAAGUGGUUUAAGGACACCUCCAUCAUCCUCUUCCUGAACAAGAAGGACCUCUUUGAAAGCAAGAUCAACAAGUCACCACUGUCCAUCUGCUUCCCUGAAUACACUGGUCAGGACACUUACUUGGAGGGAAUAGCCUACAUUAAGUCUCAGUACGAGAGCAAAAACAAGUCAACCAACAAAGAGGUCUACUCCCACGUGACCUGCGCUACAGACACCAACAACAUCCAGUUUGUCUUUGAUGCUGUCACUGAUGUCAUCAUAGCGAAUAACCUGCGGGGCUGUGGCCUUUACUGAUGAUGCUGUUAAAUGUUAGGCAGUGGAUAAUGGGUGUUUGACUUGUAUUUACCUGCGUAGUUACCACAUGGGUAAAUACAUGUGGUACCUAUGUGGUAUGUACUACAUAGGUUGUGUGGUAUAUGCCACUUUGGUUGUGUGGCCCAUGUCAGUGAUGUCAUCAUGUGACAGCCAGUCAAAAAACAAGGUGUGAGUUGUGUUCAUGAUGUCCUCAUUCUGCUUAACCAUAAGGCUGACCAUCGGUCCAACUUGACUCUUAAUUAAUGAAUUGAAUGGUUGGUUGAGACUUCUUUUAAUCUAUUUGUCUUUUUUAAUUUCCCAUGUCAGUUCCUAAAGAAGAACCAGUGGCGCAUUCGAUUAACACUGUGCUUUGUGUGUUUAAUUGUACAUAAACUACAAAUCUGUUGCUGGUGUUCUGCAAAAAUUUUGCAAAAUACCCAAGGUUAACUCUUCACGGAUAAAACUUAUUCAGACAUAUAGGAGUACCUUACUCAGAACUAGACAGAAUGCAGUUUAAGUGCACCCCUCUUAGAGAUCCAGGAGUAGUCCUCAAAAAUUAUAGUGGGAAUCACUCUUCUAGAUUGAGAUUUGAGUUGUCAUUCUUGUAUGCCAUAGAUGUGUGCCUUAGUUACAUGAAGGACCAAUGUGAAACGGCUUUAAACUAUGUCAUUCAGCAAGUCCUAAUCAGGGUGAAGUUCAGUUGACUCCCAGUUUAGUUCAGAAAGACGUUUUUCAGACUUUACUAUGUAUAUGACACAUUGAACUGUUUAAAAGAUUGCAUCCAGCCUACCAAGAACAGAUUACAAAAAACUGCUGAAUCAUCAGAAAAAAUUGCAUGUCAUUAGACACCCUGCUCUUGUGGUUAAGGCAAAUACUACUGUGUAUAACCAAAACGUUCCUAUUUUGAUUCCAGCUUGGAACUUUUGUUACUUGUCAUACCCCCCUCUCUUUCUCCCUGCGUUUCUGCCAAAAAAAAUUUCUGGCGCCGUGUUGUGAUAUUCUUUUUGUUCAUUGAUGAAGAUCCUUCGCUGUAUGUGGUACAUUGCAUAGUGUCAGACUGUUGCACCUAGCCAUACUAUGGAGCUCUACAAUGGCUAAUCUUAAAUAAAUAAAUAAAUGCAUACAUAAAGAUAUUAUGAACUAAAUCAUAAUAGAUAAACAGAAAAAAAAUCAAUCGACUAAUCAUUGUUAAGUUAUUUAUAGAUUAAAAUCUCAUUCGUUAUAAUGAACGUAAUUAUGUAUUUUCACAGUAUCUCUUUUAUUGAAGUUAAUAUUUAUUUCAUAGAAGUUUCUGAGCCUGCCAAGAGGUUGGGGUCAUGCGAUUGGCUGAUGAGUGAGAAUAGGGGAAUAGUAACUGUGACACUGUUGUGAUAUGUUACAUUAUAAAAACAAGUUUAGUUUAGAAGAAAGUCCCUUAAUGUCUCCCUGAAAUGAAAAGAAACUUUUUUAAAAGUUCAUUUUCAAGAAUG
Messenger RNA from Xiphias gladius (swordfish), 2534 nucleotides. RefSeq names its product guanine nucleotide binding protein (G protein), alpha activating activity polypeptide O, a (gene gnao1a). Gene Ontology annotation, biological process: G protein-coupled dopamine receptor signaling pathway; adenylate cyclase-modulating G protein-coupled receptor signaling pathway. The record is from RefSeq and is a predicted model, not a curated record. NCBI's taxonomy places the organism in Eukaryota, Metazoa, Chordata, Actinopteri, Istiophoriformes, Xiphiidae. The transcript is spliced from 8 exons. Gene Ontology annotation, cellular component: heterotrimeric G-protein complex. Gene Ontology annotation, molecular function: mu-type opioid receptor binding; G protein-coupled serotonin receptor binding; G-protein beta/gamma-subunit complex binding. The coding region runs from base 1 to 1065 and encodes 354 amino acids.